This is a messenger RNA of Colletotrichum karsti, 525 nucleotides long. RefSeq lists its product as uncharacterized. Gene Ontology annotation, cellular component: intracellular membrane-bounded organelle. NCBI's taxonomy places the organism in Eukaryota, Fungi, Ascomycota, Sordariomycetes, Glomerellales, Glomerellaceae. Gene Ontology annotation, biological process: vesicle-mediated transport. The record is from RefSeq and is a predicted model, not a curated record. Bases 1 to 525 code for a protein of 174 amino acids. The transcript is spliced from 3 exons.
AUGACGGACUUUCACAUCCUCCCUUACCCGCUCCCCGAGGCAGUCUCAGCCCACGAGAAGAGAGACAUUGUAUGCUAUUCCAGUGGAAGAUGCUACGAACGUAGUUCGUGGUACUACUGGGGCCGCUGGGUCCUCGCCGCUGUCGUCGUGGGAGUCGCAGUCCUCAUCCUCGUCAUACUAGGAUGCAUGAGCUCCCGCCGUCGCAGAAAGCGCGGCAUGGCCCCCCUCUACGGCACCGGCUGGAUGAGCAACAACGGAAAGUACCAGCCUGGCCAGGGAACCUACGCGCACAACCAGCCGUACAACCCCCAGCAGGGCGGCUACGCCGGCUACGGCCAGCAGCCGUACGCGAACCCGCCCCCGGCCUACGGACAGCAGCAGCCGCAGUACACCGGCACCACGUUCAACCCCAACGACGGAUACUACGGCAACAACAACGAGGGCAUCCAGCUGCAGCAGCCGCAACACGCCUACCAGCGCGACGGAAGCUACGCGCCCCCCGCGGGCCCUCCUCCGGGAAAGUAG